AUGGCUUCGUGGAGGUACAUAUUUUGUGCUGUCGAAUAUUUGUACAAAAAACUUGGGGCUUUGCACGUGCCUUUCCUGGCCUCAAAAGCACAUUUCAUCAAUCACUUUCCUUUUGUGAGCACUAUACGACAACAAAGGUAUGUAAGUUGCAACACUUCUUAA
This is a messenger RNA of Sphenostylis stenocarpa, 162 nucleotides long. Lineage: Eukaryota; Viridiplantae; Streptophyta; Magnoliopsida; Fabales; Fabaceae. The record is from the annotation of a GenBank genome assembly.